AUGCCAAAGAAGGCCAGGUCGAAGAACUUAGCAAGGAGGAGGAAAUGUUCCGGAUCAAAAGAAGGUGGUGAACCAGCAAAAAAGAAGAAAAAAGAACCAGGUGUCCUGAAACCACCACAAAAAACGAAUCCAACCAUCCAUGAACAACCGCCGCUCGAAGAGCCAAGUGACCUAGCGACAACAGCAGUACAGGAUGAUGGUGCGCCUGUCAAUGAAUUGGAAUUUGAGGAUGUUGUCUUGGGAGAUAUUCCUCCAAAGGGUCUACUUGAUAAUCCCAAUAUCAGGUGUAAGCAAAUCGAAUCCAAGAGGAUCUGCAUCGAAUAUAUUUUCAUCAAUGUUCAUCACGCUCCUCCAAGGGAGAAAUGGUCUGGCAAAAACGGAGUUUCUGCUCAAAUCAAGAAAGCUCUAGCAAUUCCUGAAGGGACUUGUAUCAAGAAAGAACUAGAAGAUAUUAUGAGUUGCCUGGAACAAGGUAUUGAGUACGACCCUUCUGUGAGGCCUGGUCGGGGUCGCCAAGCAGUGGUCAAGCGUGGCUCUGUAGUGGAGCAAACAAUUGCAAACCUGGUGGAGACUGGCUCAUCAAUUGAGGAAGCAACAAAUCUAUUGAAUGAAGAAUUGAAAGAGAAACAUGCCACCAAUGACUGCGAUUCACCUCUUGUUCUAUACAGUGUCUCGUCUGUGUACACUUGCAUAAAAAGCCUGAAGCCAAAAGUAUCAAAGAUUAAAUUACGCAGUCAAGGACGGGUAGACGAGAAUUCUCCUUGGGCAAAAGCAAGAUUGGGAUGGGCUACACAACUACUGAUAAAACUUGGUCUACUGGAGGAGGAUCCGACCAAGGAUUACUACACAAAAUCUAAACUAGAAAGUUUAGAGAUCUCACAAAUUGUCUUCUGGGAUGAAACUCAUACCAAAUGUGUCAUUGGAGCAGGUGCAGGAAGAGAUUUUGUGUUUGUAGAAGCAAGCAAGACUUGUGAGCAACAGAGGCUCCCAGGAGUAGAUAGUGAAACUCAGGUGCCAAUUCAACACAAUUGA
Molecule: messenger RNA, 1032 nt
Organism: Cylindrotheca closterium
Lineage: Eukaryota; Bacillariophyta; Bacillariophyceae; Bacillariales; Bacillariaceae
Source: the annotation of a GenBank genome assembly